Molecule: messenger RNA, 2989 nt
Organism: Xiphophorus couchianus (Monterrey platyfish)
Lineage: Eukaryota; Metazoa; Chordata; Actinopteri; Cyprinodontiformes; Poeciliidae
Product: E3 SUMO-protein ligase CBX4
Exons: 6
Coding region: 165-2090 (641 amino acids)
Biological process (GO): protein sumoylation; negative regulation of transcription by RNA polymerase II
Cellular component (GO): PRC1 complex
Molecular function (GO): SUMO ligase activity; SUMO binding
Source: RefSeq, a predicted model, not a curated record
UGGCAGGACGCCGCUGGAGAGGAAGCCGACCGGCUCUGAGCUGAGCACAGAACCGACCGAGCACGUCGCGCGCCGCCGCUCAGCACCCGAAAGCAGCACAGCGAUCAAACCCCACCCCCCAGUCACCGCCCCCGUGGUGAAACGUCACAUCCACGGCUAUUUGCAUGAAGUGUUUUCGUGCUGCAGCUCCAACUCGCCUGCAGAGCGAGAGUCUCCGAGGGCUGAAAGCGAGGGAAGAGUCACAGCGAAAGCAGGAGGAGGCGGAGGAGGAGGGGGAUCCUUCACAUCUUAGAAGAAGCAGGAGGGGGAAAAAAGGAAAUAAUAAAGCGAGCCCUGACAGAAUAGAUCAGGUGUCCGCGGUAAGAGAAACCGGAGAGUCGCCUCUCUUUCGCUGGAAAAUGGAGCUACCCGCCGCUGGAGAGCACGUAUUUGCGGUGGAGAGCAUCGAGAAGAAGCGCAGCAGAAAGGGGAGGGUCGAGUAUCUGGUCAAGUGGAGAGGAUGGUCUCCAAGAUACAACACAUGGGAACCAGAGGAAAACAUCCUGGAUCCAAGGCUGCUUGAUGCUUUCCAAGACAGGGAACGUCAGGAGCAGCUGAUGGGAUACCGCAAAAGAGGACCCAAGCCGAAGCACCUUCUGGUUCAGGUGCCAUCGUUUGCCAGGAGGUCCAACAUCCUAGCGAACCUUCAGGAGGCUUCCUUGGAAGGCAACAGCUGUCAGAAGUCCAGCUCUAUUCAGAUGAUAUGCCCCCAGGCCCCACAGUUCCAGCUGAACAGCAAGAAACUUCACCACUACCAGCCCCUGAUCAGGGAGUGUGAUCCCGAGCAGCAAUCCAACGGCAAGAAAUUCUUCUAUGAACUCAACAGCAAGAAGCAUCACCACUAUCAACCGGACUUGAAGCAACAUGAGCCUGUUUUUGCUAAGCCAAGGGACGUCAAGGCUCCUGAACUGUCAAACAAAGGAUACAACCUCCCAGCGGUGCUGCAGCAAAAGUGGGUCCGGGACAAAGACUCAGGCUGCCUGACUAAAGUAAAAGACAUCACUAUGGAGUUAAAGAAAAUUCCAGCCGACCUUAAAGGACAGAAAGAGCCGGAGAGAGUGAAACCGAAAGAGGAUGCCUCAACACACUCCAACGGUGUCUGCAGCAGUAAGCUAAAGAUUGUUAAGAACAAGAACAAAAAUGGGCGGAUUGUCAUUGUCAUGAGCAAGUACAUGGAAAACGGCAUGCAGACUGCUAAAAUCAAAAGCAGUGAUUCUGAAGGCGCUGAAAGGCCGCUGCAAGGAGCAGAAAGCAGCAUGGAGGGGCGCCUGGCAGAGAUGGAGCUUGUCAAAAAGCUCAGCCUCAUAAACGGUUUCUCGAAGCAACCCAAAGACAACCCAACUGUUCCUACUUCUGGGAUAAAAGCAGAUUGUUGCAAAGAGAAGGAAUUGUCCCCUCAAACAGAGCGGACUGUAAUGGAACAGGACAAAGGUGCCGAGGGGCAGCUUCCACAGGAUAAGCCAUUACAGCUGACAAAUAAGCCUGACGAACUGCCCCUGCCCUCAGAGAGGGAGGUUCCAGACAAAAAAGGAAUCCAGAACGGCCAUCACGGACUAAAGCGACACCUUUCCGACACAGACGCUGAAGAACAAGGACUGGGUAAGAGGUUUUUAAGUUACAGGAGUAUCAGCGCUCCCAACACAGAUUCCUCGCCCUCCCAGAGUCUCAUUGUUGACAGAAACGAACAACAGAGUCCGGCUUUACUGCACGACUAUGGCUAUGCAGACCAAGAGGAACCCAUGGACCUCAGCAUAGUCAAAUCGAGGCCCACGUCUUUAGUCUGUGUGGGGACUGAACCAGAGACGCGAGCUGAGGAGCCAGCCCAUCCACUAGAUGACAGUCGAACACAGGCAGACACACAAACAGAGAGCCAGACUGAAACACACAAUCUGUCAGAGGAGGAGAGCGCUGACAUUGUGUCUGACUCCAACCACCAAGCAAGAAAAAACGAGGCGUUUCCUUCUUUCCAGCCAUGCCUUGGGAAUAUAGUCAUCACGGACAUUACUGCCAACUGCCUCACCGUUACCUUUAAGGAAUACGUAACGGCAUAACACAGCUGGACACCACCUGAGGGACUGACAUAUGACAUAUUUGUAUUUUCUGAUUCCUGAAUGUACAAAUGAAGCUUUGAUGUUGUUUUCAUUUUGUAAAACUCAGAUUUAAACACAAGGGUAAAAAAAAAAAAGACUCUUAGUUCUCUUCUUGCAUAUUUUCGAAGUAUAAACCCAACCUGUUGGUAUUUCAAAUUUCCAACCUAAUCCAAGCUGCAAAAUUUUAUGAAAUAAUUGAUGAAACUCUAGCCUAACAUGCGCUUACUUUUGUAGACAGUCUUCAUUUUUCUAUGGAUGUGAUUUGAUUUGUACACUCAACCUGUCUACUUUCGGAUUACGGAUAAAUGUAGGCUUUAAAGGGAGCUUUUGUAAGGUAGAAAAUUAUAUUAAAUCAAGGUACAUUACACUGUGCCAGAGUGUGUGCGUGUGUGAGUGUGAGAUGGACUGUUUUUAAAGAGGAUGCCUGCCGCUUGGAUGUUGAUGAUGCCAUUAGGCAUGCUUAGACAGGCAGAUACAGAAAAAGAAAUGAAGCACCUUCACUGUCAAUUUGUGUCAUAGAAACAGAUCAUUUGUGGUCACCGUUUGAUCUGUUUGAAAGACUUCCUCUCCAUUCACAACCCAUGGGAACUUAAACUGAGCACAAGUCACUUCCAUUAAGUUUGCGGUGUCUGUUUAACCUACUGACAGGAUCUUGUUUUAGUGGAACAUCAGGCAUAAUCAACUUUGGAGAAAACAGCAGCGAUUUUAAGUGUGUUACAAGCCCAUUUCAGACAACAGUUUGUCGUUCUGGCUGCAUGGGAUCUGAGGUGCUUUGAGAGAACGUGAGCACUUAUAUGUGCAGACUAAAAACAGGAGGUUUCCUAUGAUACUUAUUGCAAUAAAAAUGUUUUGCAAGAGAA